CUGCAGAUUCUUUCUUUGAGGGUCACUCUUGUUAGAGCGAUUGUACUUUUUAUCAUUGCACUUAUUGUCUAUGCUUUUGAGGAUUUUUCGGAGCAACAUCUCUAAUGUGACACAAGGAAAUGCUAAAAGGUUCUUUUAUAGUUUAUCAAAGUACUGUCUGAAUUCUUGUGUUUGCUUCUUAAAACAGUGGCUUUUUUGAUAGUAAGCGUGUUUGUGUAAAGGAAUGCAAGUGCAAAGAGAGAGACAGGGAUUAAAUUGGAAAGGUGCACGAGGUGAAUGAGUGGGAGUAUUUACCCACAGAUGGCCUCUCGGCGGUGGGAUUGUGAUAGUCCGCUGUACCCCCUCCUGAGUCCAGCUGGCGUCGCUCACGCGGGCCUCUUCCUGGCCAAAGCAUUACCUCAUCACUUCUAUUUAUUUUCUGCUUCAAUACAAAGCGGUUUUCUAUUAAUAUUCUCACCGUUUAAUUAAGCGGCGAUGUGGCAGAGCACCGGGAUGGGCUUUUUAUUACAUUUACAGCAGUGCGGGUUUGAUAGACUUUAACUGUGCUGAGGCACACAACUUUUCUCCAGCAGCACCGUGCUGUGUUUUCAGCCUGUUUUCAGUCGUCAUGUUCUGUUAUUAAAACGCAGAACAAGAACGAGGAUAGUGGUUUUUUAUACUUAAUAUUUUGAUGCAUGAACUUGUUUUAAAGGGCUAAACAUAUGUAAAAAUGGUGGAUUCUCCAACAGUAUGGGUUGUUGAAGCAAACUAGGGGCAGGAGUCACCAAGGUUCAGGUUUUUUAACAGCUGUUGCCAUUGUUCACCAGCCUGAAGCUUCAAUCCAGUCUGGACUUCUGACUCAGCACACUUGGCUGAUGGCCACUCCUGCCCUGGUGUGAGGGACCGGACGCCACCACUUAUUCCGCGCAUUUAUGGACUUCCUGUCAGUCGUAGUAAGCCAGCUGAGGAGUCCCUGAAUCGUUUAAUCUCCAAAGAGAUGAGACAAAGCCCUGGCUGAUGUUUUCUUUCCAGGUGAAAUUAUGACCCUGCUGGUAAAGUGAGGUGCGCGCCAAGAAGAGUCUCGCUAAAGAGCUGUGGUGACCAUUCUGCAGUAGAAACGCGAAGAAAAAAAGAUGUCUUGUCUGUCAUUUACCCCUGCACUCUACCUUGAUGCCCACUCCGUCUUUGUCGUUGGACUGCUGCUGCUCGUCCACCGGGGGCCCUCCGAGGUCAGCUGCCAGAAUGACACGGAGCCGAUCGUGUUGGAGGGAAAGUGUCUGGUGGUGUGCGACUCCACCCCGUCGGCGGAGCCGUCAGGUAAUGCCCUGGGCAUGUCAGUGAGGUCAGGAACUGGGCGGGUGGCAUUUUCGGCCAUUCGUAACACCAACCACGAACCCUCAGAGAUGAGCAACCGAACCAUGACCAUCUACUUUGACCAGAUCAUAGUGAACGUUGGCAGCCAUUUCGAUCCAGCAACAAGCAUCUUUGUGGCACCCAGAAAAGGAGUCUACAGUUUCAGCUUUCAUGUUGUCAAAGUUUACAACCGGCAGACGAUACAAGUGAGUUUGGUUCUCAACGGCUGGCCUGUGAUCUCAGCCUUCGCAGGCGACCAGGAUGUGACCAGGGAAGCUGCCACCAAUGCGGGUCUGGUGAUUAUGGAGAGGGGGGACAAGGCUUACCUCAAACUGGAGCGGGGGAACCUAAUGGGAGGGUGGAAGUACUCCACCUUCUCUGGGUUUCUGGUGUUCCCGUUGUAGGGUUGACUGAGGUAGGAUUAUGAGAGCUGGUGUUCUGACCAUAGUCACAGGUGUGGAGGGGAGGGCGGGUGUAACAUAAAGAGUUCUUUGUUACUUUCACAGCCAUCAACACAAAGGAAGAGGAAUUAACUGAUACAUUGAACUGCACUGACGCAUCUUGAUGUGUAUCGAUGAAUUGGUGAAUUCACCUUGCACCAAAUAAUCUUGGAUGUAUUUUCCAUUUCCAUUGCAUUUUUAUGGCUUAUUGUGUGUUUUUCUGUCAUUAGUCUGUGGUUGCUUGCAGUUUUCCUUUUAAUGCAUGAAAUAAGAAAUGGCCAAUAAAGAAAAUAAUUGUGUCUA
This is a messenger RNA of Haplochromis burtoni (Burton's mouthbrooder), 2075 nucleotides long. Its product is annotated as cerebellin-1. Lineage: Eukaryota; Metazoa; Chordata; Actinopteri; Cichliformes; Cichlidae. The record is from RefSeq and is a predicted model, not a curated record. The coding region runs from base 1113 to 1736 and encodes 207 amino acids. Gene Ontology annotation, cellular component: synaptic cleft; glutamatergic synapse. Gene Ontology annotation, molecular function: protein binding. The transcript is spliced from 4 exons.